Messenger RNA from Aspergillus caelatus, 2032 nucleotides. Its product is annotated as cation diffusion facilitator family transporter. Gene Ontology annotation, molecular function: zinc ion transmembrane transporter activity. Bases 196 to 1722 code for a protein of 508 amino acids. The record is from RefSeq and is a predicted model, not a curated record. NCBI's taxonomy places the organism in Eukaryota, Fungi, Ascomycota, Eurotiomycetes, Eurotiales, Aspergillaceae. Gene Ontology annotation, cellular component: membrane. The transcript has 5 exons. Gene Ontology annotation, biological process: zinc ion transmembrane transport; intracellular zinc ion homeostasis.
UUUUUUUUUUUUUUUGCUUUCCCACCCUUUCAUCUCGCUUGCCUGUCGUUCUAUAAAUCUCUUCUUCUGGCCCCUUGUGCAUAUUCUCUAGACAAAGCACUCGGAAUCCGUUUUGUUUGCGCCCCUAGGGAUCGGUUUGUCGUCAUUCUCUUUUCGCGGACCCGCGCCACCAAGCGCACCGCCAAUCUCUCCAUCAUGGGCCUCUCCAAAACCAACAGGAUCAUAAUCCUGUUGGUCAUUGACUCUGCAUUCUUUCUAUUAGAGUUGAUAGUUGGCUAUGCCGUCCACUCGCUCGCCCUUGUUGCUGAUUCGUUUCAUAUGCUUAAUGAUGUCCUGUCCCUGUGUGUUGGUUUAUGGGCGGUUAAAGUCGCCAACCAAGAGACCAAUUCAACCACUUCCAAGAUGUACACUUACGGGUGGCAACGUGCAGAAACCCUCGGAGCCUUGGUCAACGGUGUCUUCCUUGUUGCCUUGUGCAUGUCGAUUUUCCUAGAAGCUAUACAACGUCUGGUGGAACCCCAAGAGGUGCAAAACCCGAAGCUCGUUUGCAUUGUCGGUUGCUUUGGUCUUUUGUCCAACAUCUUGGGUCUUUUGUUGUUUCACGAUCACUCCCACGGCCAUGGCCACGGCCAUAGCCAUGGUGACGUCCAUGGAGUUGAGGAUGUGGAUGCCGCUGAGCAGGGCUAUGUUUCCCAUGGCGAGAGUGACCCCGUGCGGGCGAUCGCAGACGAAUGCCCACUCUCUUCUUCCGAUGCUCGAAGACGCCGAACUCUUGAUAGCCAACAUCGCGGGUCUCCUAGAUACAGCAAUAACGUGGAAGAUAUCCAGGUACACCCGGCUACUAUGAGACAGGAAAUUAUCGGUCGCAGCCGCUAUGUUGAUGAGGAGCAGUCUGAGUCGGACAGCGACCAAACAAACGUCGCUGAAACAUCGGAGCGAUCUGCACUCCUUAGCCACAAAGACCGAGCGGGCAAGUACACUGAUGAAGCAAAUGCAUCGCUUCUACCAAAUGCUACGGUGGACGAUGACAUUCAUAAAUUCCAUAACCAUGCGCAGCCCAAGUCGAAGGACUCAAAGCACGGUCACGGCCAUGGUCACGGCCAUGGACAUGGACAUGAUCUCAACAUGCGGGGCGUCUUUCUUCAUGUCAUGGGUGAUGCUCUGGGCAACGUUGGUGUCAUAGCUUCUGCCCUGGUUAUUUGGUUGACCGACUAUGAGUGGAGGUUUUACGUUGACCCUGGCAUUUCGUUGGUGAUUACGGUGAUCAUCCUCGCCUCGGCCAUUCCUCUUUGCAAAGCCGCAUCGAGAAUUCUCUUACAGGCUGUUCCCCCCGGCAUGAGCAUUGACCAUAUUAAAGAAGACAUCGAGAGACUUCCUGGUAUCAUCAGCUCCCACGACUUACACGUUUGGCAAUUGAGCGACACGAAGCAUGUUGCCUCGAUUCACAUUCAAGUGGAUACGGAGAUCAAAGGGGAGGGUUCAGAGAGGUAUAUGCGCUUGGCGCGACAAGUGAGAAGAUGCCUCCAUGCCUACGGCAUUCAUUCAACCACGAUUCAGCCCGAAUUCGCACCGGGAAGUGACGUUGAAGACAACCAAGCUGCUUCAUCCUAUUCUAGUAAUGGUCCCUCUAGUCUGCGGGAAGAAGACUCGCGAGCGUGUCUCUUGGAAUGCGGUGAUGGUUGCACGCGAGGUGGAGAGUGUUGUCCCAAGACCUCAACCUAACCAGACAUCGUAUCGUCCAUCCCGUUACUUUCCCUUUUUUGAUCAAAAGCCUGUUUACUAUUCAUACCCCCUUUUCUUUUCCGUGUUUCAUACCUAGAUCGGAGGUUUGGUGUCUCGAGGGAAAUCAUUUGGGUCAUGGGUGGGGUAUUUGUUUUUAGAGCCUAAUACUGUAUACUGUGUUUCGGGGGAUUUGCUGAUAUUCUUAUGUCGAUCAUGUACGGAGUAUCCAUACCAGCUCGACUUCGAGUGUUUAUCCUUGUCUCCAGCUAUAUCAUUAUAGAUUGGCCUUCGAGGAAUAUUAUUACCAAGU